Messenger RNA from Pelodiscus sinensis (Chinese soft-shelled turtle), 5179 nucleotides. It is a transcript of the gene MYBL1, whose product is annotated as MYB proto-oncogene like 1. Gene Ontology annotation, biological process: positive regulation of transcription by RNA polymerase II; mitotic cell cycle. NCBI's taxonomy places the organism in Eukaryota, Metazoa, Chordata, Testudines, Trionychidae. The record is from RefSeq and is a predicted model, not a curated record. Gene Ontology annotation, cellular component: nucleus. Gene Ontology annotation, molecular function: DNA-binding transcription factor activity, RNA polymerase II-specific; RNA polymerase II cis-regulatory region sequence-specific DNA binding.
CUCUGGAAGGAGGCUGGGCGCGAGAUUCGGCGGCACGGACAAAACCUGUGACGGCAGCGCAGCGGCAGAGGAGGCCGGGCCAACGGGGGACGCAGCUGGGAACAGGGGCCUCGGAGCUGGGCAAGAAGCGUCCGCAGCCCCCGAUCCUGUCUCCGCAGCCGGGCCGGGCCAUGAUCUGUGUGCGGGGCGCCGGGCCAGGCCGGGGCUAAGUGAGGUGGACGCGCUGGAGUCUCCGGGAGCGGUAGAGGCAGCCGCCCCCUUUUCUGCUGUGUGACGGGGCGGGCCCCACGGCCGCCACAGACUCCCCGGGGCAGUGUGAGGAGCCCGGGCAGGGAGCCGCGCAGCGCCGUCCCCAGUCCGUCUCCGCCUCCUUCUAUGCUGCGCCUCGAGGAUGGCGAAGAGACCGCGCAGUGAGGAAGAAGAUGAUGACCUUCAAUAUGCAGAUCAUGAUUAUGAAGUACCACAGCAAAAAGGGUUGAAGAAGAUAUGUAACAGAGUAAAAUGGACACGUGAUGAGGAUGACAAGCUAAAGAGGCUGGUAGAACAAAAUGGUACAGAUGAUUGGACUUUCAUUGCUAGUCAUCUACAAAAUCGUUCGGAUUUUCAGUGCCAGCAUCGCUGGCAGAAGGUUCUGAACCCAGAAUUGAUUAAAGGUCCCUGGACUAAAGAAGAGGAUCAGAGGGUUAUUGAAUUAGUUCAGAAGUAUGGUCCAAAACGUUGGUCUCUAAUUGCAAAACACUUAAAAGGGAGAAUAGGCAAGCAGUGCAGAGAGAGAUGGCAUAACCACCUCAAUCCUGAGGUAAAGAAAUCUUCAUGGACAGAAGAAGAAGACAGAAUAAUCUAUGAAGCUCACAAACGUUUGGGAAACCGAUGGGCUGAAAUUGCAAAACUUCUUCCUGGAAGGACAGACAAUUCAAUAAAAAAUCAUUGGAAUUCCACUAUGCGAAGAAAAGUGGAACAAGAAGGAUACUUACAAGAUGGAAUCAAGACUGAACAGCCUAGUUCAUCAAAACUUCAGCACAAACCUUGUGCUACUGUAGACCAUUUACAAACCCAGAAUCAGUUUUACAUACCUGUUCAGGCACAAAUUCCAGGUUACCAGUAUGUGACAUCAGAAGGUGGUUGUAUAGAACAUGUUCCAAUUUCUUCUAACUUUAUUCAGCAGCCAUUUGAUGAUGAUCCCGAUAAAGAGAAGAAAAUAAAGGAACUUGAGUUGCUUCUUAUGUCAGCUGAGAAUGAAAUCAGAAGAAAGCGAGUAUCGUCUCAAGCUGGAAGUUUCUCUAGCUGGUCUGGAAGCUUCAUCAUGGAAGAUAGCAUGUCUAAUACUCUAAAUAGUCUUGGGGAGCAAACAAGUGAGUUUUACAGUAUGGAUGAGACCCAGGGUGCAUCUGCCCAGCAGAAUUCACCUACCAAGUAUCUGGCUGUGGAGGCGAAUGCAGUGUUGUCAUCUCUACAGACCAUUCCAGAAUUUGCAGAGACACUAGAACUUAUUGAAUCUGAUCCAGUAGCAUGGAGUGAUGUCACCAGCUUUGACCUUUCUGAGGCUGCUAAUUCCCCUGUCAAAACUGCUCCAGUAACAUUAAUGAGGAUUCAACAUAAUGAAGGGGCAAUGGAGUGCCAGUUUAAUGUUAGUGUUGUUCUUGAUAGCAAAAAAAAUAAUUGUAGCAGUGGAGAAGAAGCAAUUCUUUCAACAUCCCCUUCCAUAGCUAAGUUCAGCACCCCACCUGCUAUCCUAAGGAAGAAAAAAAGAUUGCGAGUUGGACAGUCACCAGUCAAUGAGCUGAAUGAUGGGUCAUAUAAUGAUGCUGUCAGUGUUUCACUGAAACAAACACCAGUGAAAACACUACCCUUUUCUCCAUCACAGUUUUUCAACACAUGCUCUGGAAAUGAACAAUUUAACCUUGAAAACCCUGCAUUUACAUCAACUCCAAUCUGUGGGCAAAAAGUCCUUAUUACAACUCCUCUCCACAAGGAAAUGACACCAAAAGACCAAAAGGAAAAUGUGGGUUUUAGAACUCCAACAAUUAGAAGAUCUUUACUGGGUACCACACCAAGGACUCCAACUCCUUUUAAGAAUGCUCUAGCUGCUCAGGAGAAAAAAUAUGGCCCUCUCAAAAUUGUGUCACAGCCACUUGCCUUCUUGGAGGAAGAUAUUAGAGAGGUUUUAAAAGAGGAGACUGGAACAGACAUAUUCCUUAAGGAGGAAGAUGACUCUGUUUAUAAAAGCUGCAAGCAAGAGCACACUUCUGCUAAGAAAGUCAGAAAGUCAUUGGUAUUGGAUUCUUGGGAAAAAGAAGAACUUGGCGCCCAGCUCUUCAAUGAAGAUAAUGUUUUGGAUGUACAGUCAGAAAAUAUCUAUACUACAUCUUUACUAAUGAUACCAUUAUUGGAAAUACAUGACAACAGAUGUAACCUGACAUUGGAGAAACAGGCUAUGACUUCAACAAGCAAAACAAAUGCAGUAAUUAAAAAGAAACAGAAUUCUUGCACUUCAAAAAAUGUCAAAACAGAAAAGUCUCUUCAGUCAAAUUGUGAAUGGGAAGCAGUUGUUUAUGGAAAAACAGAAGAUCAGCUUAUCAUGACUGAACAAGCAAGAAGAUAUCUGAGCACAUAUACAGCUUCUGGCAGCACUUCAAGGGCUCUAAUUCUGUGAGGAUUGCUGCAACUUAUAAAACCAUACCUUCCCCUUACAAUUAACACUAAACUGAAGGAGAUUUCAGUUAAAUAUAUGUGAAUGAAGUCUUUGGUUUUUGAGACAUCCUUGUAAAGGAAAACUUGUCUCUUUAAUUGGCAAAAGGCUGACAUAUCAUGCUUUUCCUUUGGAAGUAAAGGAUAGCACAAACAAUCCUGAAAGUAACUUUUUUCAACAUUAAAAAAAAAAAAUCUAAAGCAAGGUGUAAAUAGUAUUUGAGUAAAUGUCAGUGUACACUUUUUUUACCCCAAUUUUUCACAUUUUUCUUCAUGACAUACGUUGCUACUCUCCAGUUAAUACAUUUUUUAAUGUAGGAUAGGUUUACAGGUACUUCUGAUUUCUGAAUAAGCAACAUACAUAGCUGUAUGAAAAUGCUUUUGCUUAAGUGCUCAGUUGCUUAUGUAGCAUUUUUUUUCUACAUAUAAAGAAACACGAUGGAAAGGAGUCUAAAGGAAGGAUAGAAAGUUGCACUACUAGUUUUUGGUAUGCUGCAAAAACAAUAAAAUUAACUACAGUGUUAAAUAUAUUUAUUUGAGAAUGGUACUAGAAAUAUGAUAGUAGGCAAAUGGGAUGAAUUAAGUUUUUCAUUAGUGUAAAACAUCAGUAUUCAUAAAUCUCAGAAACUGAGACAAUUGUUGAAUGUAUUGUACAGUAUGUAGGAACAGGGAAACUUUUGUAAAUUGGAAGGGAUUCUGUCUUUAUAAUUUAUUUUCAUUUUAAAGCUUAAAUGUAGAUAUUUAUGUGUACAUAGGUUGUCUAGAAGCCAAUGUUGUUUCCUGUUAUAACAGCUAAAAUGGUAAAGGACAAGUUUUAACCUUGAAGUAUUGAAUAGCUGCAUCAUUACAGUCUGUGAAGCAUAUAAAUCUAUACUGUAUGUUACAUCUACCUAAGGAUUGCACUAUAUACCCUUCAAAUCAUGUUGGUCGGCAAAGUAGUUUAUAAACUAUUCCUUUAUAAUAAUAUUACAGGUAUUCCGAUAACAUGUUUUUAAUUAAUUAUAUGUAUGAGAGCAAGCUGGAGGUCCUGUAUGUGACCCUAUUCAUGAAUUAAAAAUGAAUGAAUUUUAUUACAUGUUUAAAAAAACUUGGCACCUUUGUUUUUAAAAACAGUCUUAUCUGCACUUAGAAGUUUGACCAUUGUAUAUUUACAUACUAAAUAUUAGAAGAGGGAAGAGAACAUUUUUAUUUAUGAAAAUAUUUGUCCUUAUUUAAACCUUUACAGGUUACAACAGUUGCUUCAGUUGCCUAUUUUAGGUAUUUGCACUUACUUUGUCUCUUUUGAAGGAAUGUUUUGGUUUGCUUUUGUUGUAGAGAUUUUUAUGUAGUUAAUUUCUUGCAGAUUAUAUAAUUGUGUGCUAUCAACAAUACUGACAAGUAAAUAGAAUUGUACACUGUAGUUUUAGCUAUUUAUAAUUCAGACACUCUUCCUCUCCACUCCCUGGUGUGCUGCUAUUGAUAAUAGCAGAAUCGGCUUGCUGCUAUGAGAGAUGGAAAGAGCGGGCAUCAUAUGCACUGUAUGUAAAAUUUCCCCAAAAAAAAUGAUGGCAGGUUCUCCAGUUAUCUUAAUGAGAUCAACCAUUACUAUGCCGGAUAUAGCAAAAUUUAUGCCACAGAAUUUAUACCACGUAAUACCAAGAUCUUCAGAAAAUGGUUUGUUAUUUAAUUUGAACACUUGGUAUAUGGUAUGUUGAAAAGCAAUAUGUGGUUAUUUAAAAUACUUUUUAAAACAGCUCAUGGGUUCCAGUAUUUUUAAAGAACUGUUUAAAUAUUGAAUGUUUUUAAGCCUACUAUAGAAUCUAGGCAUUUAAAAGUUACAUCCAUUUUAAAUCAGAUUAAAAGUAAGAGAAAUGCUUAUAGAAAAGAGAUCUAAAAAUCCAAGAUGUGCGAGGAUUAUUCCUCAUUCGUGUCAAAUGGGAGGAGCCGAUUAGAACCCCUUGGCAUGGUGGUUUUGGUGUGUUCAUUGCUAGCAGUAGAUUUCACAAGGAGAAUCCAAUUUGUGGCACAAAAUGAAUGAAAGUGAUUAAGUUGCAUAAUAUGUAGAGAGAUUCUUGUAAUUCUUUCAUGCCAGGAACUGGAUUUUUCCCCCCCUGGAUUUUUUUUAGAAGAAAUGGUUGCACCAAAGACACCAGUACCAAGGUUAAACUUAGUUAUGAUAAGUAGUAUUUAUUUGAAUUGGUAUUGGUUGAAUCAUCUAGUUAACUGCUUCUUUAUUGCUUUAGCAAGAAGGUUUUAAUCUUUUUUAUCAUCUUUUGAAUGUUGUGUGCAUUUGCAUUUCUUUCAGUUUAUAAGUAGACUAUACAUGCAGCAGCCAAACAUGCAUGAAAACUGACUACAUAUAUAAUUCAUUUUGUUUUAAGGUUUUGAUAAAAUGUACAACAAAUGCCUUGAUGAAGUUGUUUUUUUGUUGUACAAUGAACUUUGUUUCAUGUAAGAAAAUCUUGCAUAUAAUGCAGACCCAUAUUAACAGCAGAAAUAAAGCAUCUAUGUA